Messenger RNA from Dermatophagoides pteronyssinus (European house dust mite), 1457 nucleotides. It is a transcript of the gene eIF3e, whose product is annotated as eukaryotic translation initiation factor 3 subunit e. The record is from RefSeq and is a predicted model, not a curated record. Gene Ontology annotation, molecular function: translation initiation factor activity. Gene Ontology annotation, cellular component: cytoplasm; eukaryotic translation initiation factor 3 complex. NCBI's taxonomy places the organism in Eukaryota, Metazoa, Arthropoda, Arachnida, Sarcoptiformes, Pyroglyphidae.
UUUGUGUGUAUGUUUGAGUGAAUGAGUUGUUAUUGGAUUGAUGAUUAUUCAAUCGACAGAUUCACAGCUUUUAAAUUUUGUUAUAUAAAAUAAAAUUAUUCAAUCAUGGCCGAAUGGGAUUUGACACCAGUGCUUGCCCAAUAUUUGGAUCCACAUUUUGUUUAUGGUUUGCUUGAAUUUUUGGGAAGUCAAGACAUUUAUGAUCCAGAAGAAAUAUUUCAACAUAAGGUGAAAAUUUUGUCGAAAAUUCAGCUCAUCGAUGCAUUGAUUGCAUUGUAUGAAAAACAUGAACGACCGGUACCAGAAGAAUUGAAUAAUAAACUGGAAGAAUCGAACGAAUUGCGUAAAAAAUUUAUUGAAGAUUUGAGUGAUGUAUUAGAAACUUUAGCUAGUUUGAAUGAUCUGGAUGAAAAACAAUUGCAAGAAAGUAUACAAGAGAUUCGUAAAAAAUAUCCCAGAGAAACAAUCGACAAGCUAUAUGAAUUUGCCAAAUAUUCAUUCACUCGCGGUCAAUACCAGGAAGCAUUGGCUUUUAUUAAAUCGUACCAAUUACUGAUCGGAAAUGAUGAUGCUAAUUAUGAACACACCUUAUGGGGUUCGUUCGUUUCUUCAUUCUUUUCACAAGACAUGAAAGAAGCACAGGAUAUAUUCUUCGCUUUGAAAAAUUACAUCGAAAAUGCCAACUUUUCGCCUAUGCAAGCAUUACAGAAUCGUACAUGGCUUAUUCAUUGGGGUUUAUUCAUAUUUUUCAAUGUUGAACAUGGCCGAGAUUAUCUGGUUGAUUUGUUUCUCGAUGCCAAAAACGCUAAACAAUCGCAAAACAAUGCCUAUCUGAAUGCGAUACAAACAUCAUGCCCGCAUAUACUUCGUUAUUUGACGGCCGCAGUUAUCACACAUCGACAACGACGAAUCUACAUGAAAGAACUGGUUCGUUUGAUACAACAAGAAUCGUACAAUUAUCGAGAUCCAAUCACUGAAUUUGUCGAAUGUUUGUACGUCAAUUUCGAUUUUGAUGGCGCACAACAAAAACUGCGUGAUUGUGAAGUUGUUUUGCGUAUCGAUUUCUUCCUCACAUCUUGUAUUGACGAGUUUAUUGAAAAUGCUAGACUUUUUAUUUUCGAAAUUUUCUGUCAGAUUCACGAAUGUAUUUCGAUUGAAAUGAUCGCUGAUAAAUUAAAUAUGAGCAGUGAUGAAGCUGAACGUUGGAUUGUCAAAUUGAUUCGUGAUGCUCAUUUCGAUGCUCGUAUUGAUUCGAAGCAUGGCCAUGUUAUUAUGGGUACACAAGCAGUAUCACAAUAUCAUCAAUUGAUUGAAAAAACACAACAAAUGCGCUAUCGAACUGAAAUGUUGACGGUUAAUGUUGAAAAGAUUGCCCAUAAAAAGCCAAUUGAUCGAUCUAUAUGGAAUUAGUUUGCUUAAUCCAAAAUUUUUUAAAUAAAAUAAUGAGUAUGUUUUAA